Messenger RNA from Xylaria bambusicola, 1977 nucleotides. RefSeq lists its product as uncharacterized. Bases 1 to 1977 code for a protein of 658 amino acids. The transcript is spliced from 5 exons. NCBI's taxonomy places the organism in Eukaryota, Fungi, Ascomycota, Sordariomycetes, Xylariales, Xylariaceae. The record is from RefSeq and is a predicted model, not a curated record.
AUGCCCGAGUAUCCCGGCUUCGGUCUACGGCUACGGCAUCAUCCCCAAGAGUUUGGCGACAUCUAUCCGACCGGCCAUCAUGAACAGUGUCUUAUUGAGAAGCCGCCCCCUCUGCACGUCCGAGAGGUGGCCAUGAUGCAUGUCAUGGACAGGCUCACGGAUAAGCCCGAUUGGGACAAGAAAGUCUUCAAUGACGAGAUUGUCGCUCGUUGGCGCGCAGAAGCCAUCGCCUACCCGGAUGAUGUCCUGUGGAAGCUAGCCGCGACUCAUGCGUCUAGUUCGAGAAACCAAUUUAAAGGCAUUAUGACUGAGAGAAUGUUCGACUACUGCAUCGAAGAACUUCGAGGCAAAGCCAAGUACUUUGCUGAUACUGGCAUUGUCCCUACGCUGGACUCCAGCAUCGCGACCGCUGCUAAAUCGGACAAACUCGUCCAGCCUGACUUGAGGGAAAUGCUUCACCAAGGUUUUGACAGAUUAAAGAAGGAUCAAUCAAAUACUCCAGACUGGCACCCGGGAACUGAUGGAAAGGUCUUGAACCUUGUCCAUCCAUCCAUGUAUCCGCUUGUGUAUAAGUCGACCAAAGUGUUCCGGGAUGAGGUCGUCGGCGUUGCCGAUGCUAUUGACAGAUGGGCAGGGAAAGGCACCAUCAUCUGCAAUGAUGAAGCGGGGAGCGAGGCUCCGGAUUUUGCGUCUUCUGAAUGCUGGUCAGAGAACUACCAAUGGCUUCCAUCCAACCUGGCUCUGCAUGAUGACGGCUCUGUGAAGUUUACAAGCUACAUUAAUAACCUACACCCUACCAAAUAUCCCGAGAUCUAUUCUGCUAUUGAGCACCUUGUCACGAAGGCAUUGCCCAUGUGGGAUCAGUGUCUUUGGACCCAGCUAGACUACGAAGGGAGCACCCACCCAGGCCGACUUACUCCUCGUUUCUCCCUUCCUACUUACCCGUCAGAUGAUAAUGAGGAGCUUUGGAUCCCUCCGUCGUGGGUAGCUCUGAUGCCAACCGCGCCCAAUCUGGACGACAACACCAAGACUGAAGAGGAACGCCAAGAAGCCGAAUGGGCUCUGGAAGACGAGUUGCAGGAAACGUGGCGGGAGACCCGCCAGCCAGUGAUACCGGAGCCCAAUCCUUUCGAGGAGGUUGAAUACUCUCCCCACAGCCGUCUUUUCGAGAACUUCAAAGACACUGGGCUUCAGAUUAUCGUUAAGAUGGUCUCUAUCGAGCUGACGCCGGAAAACCCCACUUACCCUCACGGUUCCUGGCACGUCGAAGGGCAGAUAAACGAGCAUAUAUGUGGCACUGCUCUUUAUUAUCUCGACACUGAGAACGUUACCACGAGCAACCUCUCCUUCCGGAUGCAAACCGAUGAUUUCUUACAUGACAAAGAACCAUGGACAAACCUCGGCCAAGACCAGUACCAUUGGCUAGAAUUGGUACAUGGGACUAAUAUGGGGCCGUCUUGGGGGGCCUGUGUUCAAAAUUUUGGGAACAUCGAGACCCUCCAGGGCCGUCUCCUUGCAUUUCCUAACAGCCUUCAACACGCUGUAUCACCGUUUGAGCUAGUCGAUAAAACGAAACCGGGCCAUCGUCGCUUCAUCGCCUUGUGGCUAGUUGACCCGAAUAUACGCGUUAUCUCCACGGCCAACGUCCCGCCACAACAGCAAGACUGGUGGAUAGAGUCAGCGUUUGGACGAACUCCAGAGUCGCAACAAGCAGCACUCGCCAAGCUCCCGGCAGAGCUCGUGCAGCUGAUGGAAGAAAAGGGGUCAAUCGGAAAGACGCAGCUAGCCAAUAUGCAAGGGAGACUUCCCGUCGAGCUUUUGGACAUAGUGCGUAGGUAUUUCGAUGAGUCAUCGCUGCUGAUGAGCACCGAAGAUGCAAGGGCUCAUCGGCUGAAGCUCAUGGAGGAACGCACGGCUUUUGUGGAUUCGGCAAAUAACCAAUUGAUCCACUGUUCUUAUAAUUUCUGUGAGCACUAG